AAUUCCUUGGACUUAUUAUGUGUCUACUACCCGGCUAUACCUUGACAGAUAAUAAUAAUAAUAAUUGGAUCAGUUUCAUCUUCACAAUGAAACGUUUUAUAAAUAGCUUUGACUUUUAAAUAGAUGGCAAGUGCUAUCUCAUACGGAUAAUGUUUUUGUUUUGAACAUAAGUCCAGAUAAAAAAAAGUAAAGAUGUCAGCAACUCAAGAUGCUUGGAAGAUAAGUGGGGAGGAUCGUUCAAAGCAUGAUGCUCAAUUUUAUCAACUCAAACCUGUAAAUGGGUUUGUUACAGGUACUCAAGCAAGAGACUUUUUUGUCUUGUCGGGUCUACCAACACCUGUGUUAGGUCAAAUAUGGACCUUGGCUGAUAUGAAUGGUGAUGGAAAAAUGGAUAAAAAGGAAUUUUCAAUAGCAAUGCAUUUAAUCAAGAAAAAAUUGCAAGGAUAUGAGUUGCCCAAGGUUCUGCCAGCCUCCUUAAAAAUGGACCCAACUCCUGUGAUUGGAUCAUUUGCUCAACCCACCAUGCCUGUGUCCAUGUCUCAGCCUAUGGGCAUGGUGUACCCAAUGGUGGGAGGUAUGCCUGUCUCAAUGGUAGGUGGGAUGGGCAUGCCUGUGUCUGGAAUAAUGCCCCAGGCUUCUUUGGGGACAGCAACUAUGACAACAGGAUCAUUGAGUAUGGGGCCUCGUAUGGCUAAUGGUGCAGCAGGAACUAUGUUACCAGCUGGAAACCUUGGUCAUGUACCACUUGCUGGGCCUGGUCAAAUGACAGCUAUGCCAGGGACUGCAGCACCUCCUUCAGGUGGUAGCAUUUGGGCAAUGGCUCAUAACACCAAGUUAAAGCACACGCAGACUUUUAAUGCCAAUGAUAGAAAUAAAAGGGGUUAUCUUCUUGGUGUAGAAGCAAGGGCAAUUUUAAUGCAAUCUGGGCUGCCUCAAGCUGUUUUAGCUCAAAUAUGGACUUUAUCGGACAUAGAUCGUGAUGGAAAACUUACUUGUGAUGAGUUUUGUAUCGCUAUGCAUCUAUCAGAUUUAGCUAGACUAGGACACUCACUACCUGCAGCUCUACCUGCUGAGCUGAUGCCAACAAAAGCAAGAUCAGGUAGCCUCACUUCACCACCUAAUUCUGCCACUUUGCCAGCACCCAAGCAAGAUGCCUUCGGAGACCUACUAUCCACUGCUGGAAUGCCUGUGUCUGUACCUAAUGCAGUCCAAGCUCAAGCAGUAGAAGAGUCCGCAGACAGCAAAGUGACUUUAGAAGACAAACGUAAAGAAAACUUUGAUAAAGGACAGGCAGAACUAGAGAGAAGAAGAGCUUUGUUACGAGAACAACAACAAAAGGACGAGAAUGAAAGGCUAGAAAAAGAAAGACAUGAAGCUGAAAAAAGAGAAAGACAAAGGCUUGAGGUUGAGAGUCGUCGACAAGCAGAACUGCAAAGACAAUUAGAAAAACAAAGAGAAAAAGAACGUGAAAUUGAGGAGCAAAGAAGAAAAAUGAUGGAACAAAGAGAGGCUGCUCGUCGAGAGUUAGAACGUCAACGUCAGAUGGAAUGGGAAAACCAACGAAAAGAACAAUUAAUGGCCGAAAAACAAAGAGAAUAUGAGCAGUUAAGCAUUAUGAAGUCACAGAUGGCUAAUUUAACAAAUGAAUUAGAGUCGCUGAAUGCAAAGAAAGCUGAGCUGUCUCAAAAAAUUAUUGGUGUUCAAAAGGGCGUAACAGAUUUCACAUCUAGCAUAGAUGCAAUGCGGUUGACAAGAGACAGAACAUUAGCUGAUAUUGAUGUUUUCGAGAGGCAAUCAGUGGAACUUAACAGAAAAUUAGCUGUACUUUCUGGAGAAAAGGAUCAACUCAAUGUCCAAGUUCAGACUGGUCAUGCUACUCCUCUAUCUGAUGCGCACCGAACAGUGAUGCACAGUGUAGAGACAAAGAGAACAAGUAUCCAACAAUUUAAAAAAGAAAUUGAACAGCUUGAAAGUGAUACUGAAGCAAGACUUGGGGAGAUAGACUGUAACAAUGCUGAGUUGAGGAAUCUAAAAGAACAGUUAAAUAAACUGGAGAGAGAAUUACCACUGCUCCAGAAGCAGCAUGAAGAAAGAUUAGCCCAGCAAAAGAAAGCUACUUUAGAACUUCAACAGAAGCAAAGGGCAGAAAAGGAACGACAAGAAAAACUUAAGCAGGAUGUUGCACAGCAGGCAAAAAAAGCAAUUCAGAAUGAGGCAACAAAACCUGCAACAAACUCCCAGCCUAGUUGGUUUGACUUCCCUGGUUCUGGUGUUUCUAGCAGUGAUGGUGGAACCAGCUCUGCUAAUAGCUGGGAUGCAGGAUUUUCCAGCACUGCGAUGUAUGACAAUACACCAGCUGCCUGGAACUCUAAUGGGGCAACAACAGCUGGAGGUUCACAGAAUAAACUUAAGUAUAGAGCUUUAUAUGAUUUCCAAGCAUCUAGAGAUGAUGAAUUGUCUUUGGUAGCUGGCGCAGAAUUAUGGGUAUUCUCAGACUUCACUCCUAUUCCUGGUAUGGAAGACUGGCAUAAAGGAGAUUACAAUGGUAAUAUUGGCUGGUUUCCUAAAGCUUAUGUUGAAAGGCUUGAUGAACCUUCUGCUGAUCCUUUCGGCAGUGCUUUUGAUACUGUUAUUUCAAAUGCUCCAAAAACUCAGACAGAAACUGAACUUUUUGGAUCAGCCUUUACUCAACCAAGUGCAAUACCAUCAAGAGUAGCAGAUGAAGUUCCCUCUUCUACUGCAAGUACUGUUCUACAAGAUGGUUUAUUAGCCAAAGCCAUUUAUCCUUGGAAAGCAAGACAAGAAACAGACCUUACUUUUGAUAAAGAUGAUGUCAUUCUAGUCAAAGAGCAGCAAGAAAUGAAAUGGUUCGGAGAACUCAAUGGAAAGAAUGGAUGGUUUCCUAAAGCAUAUGUUAAACUUAUAGGUGUAGCUCCAAAAGCCGGAUUAUCAGUAGAUGAUAGCAUCUCUAGUCAAGUGCCAGCCUUGGAUAUAUCUAGUCCUGCUGCUUCAGAUGUUCAAGGAGAGUAUUAUAUAGCAAUGUAUUCAUAUACAUCUGAAGAAGCAGCAGAUCUGAAUUUUAAUGAAGGUGAUAUGAUUUAUGUAACAAGUACUUCUGGAGAUUGGUGGAGUGGAAUGCUAGGAGAGCAAGGAAAAAGUGGGAUUUUCCCAGCUAAUUAUGUCAAGAAGCUAGAAAUUCAGCCUGUCAAAGUGGAUUCAAAGAAUGCAAAAAAUAGUAACAUUGAUAACUUCUUAAAUGACUUUACUAAUCCUACAACAGUUUUAUCUAGUUUUGCAUCUAAUUCAAACAGUGAUAAUUAUCCUCCAUUUAACAAUCAAAUUAAAUCUAAAGAUCCAGAGUUAGAUUUUCUCACACUUGGUUCUGCUAGCAUCCCACCAAUACAAGUAGGAACACAACCUCAGCAGGUAAACCCUAUGGAUGAAUUUGGAUUUUCAAGUGCUGGGUUUGUUAGCAAUAGUUCUGUGCAAGCUAAAGAAUCCAGUUAUGAUGAUAUGUUUGCUGAGUUUCUACAACCACCUUCAAGCUCUGGUUCCCAAUCUGGACAACCUGUCCUAAGCAAGAAAAGUAGUAGCAUGGGGGAUCUGCUUGGGACAAUGGCUGACCCUUUUGGUGGCGAUGACCCAUUCGGAAAUGAUCAUUCUUUUUCUGGCAACAGUUUUAACAGGACAGGAUUUCAGCCUACAACAGACCCUUCCUCACUUUUGGAAAAUGGGAGUUUUAUAGAUUCUUUGAAGACACCCGUUGAUUUGGUUGCAAAUGCAAGCUUCAUUGAUAAUUUAAAACCUAGCAUUAGCCUUCCUGAUAUACUUGACCUGGAAAAUGAUGCUUCACAAAACAACUUAUUUGAUAUGGACUUGAGUGGCUUUACAAAGCAGCCAAAUGCUCGGCCUAAAAGUGCUGUUAGCUUUAGUGAUGAAUUAAAUAAAUCUAUUAAAAAGUCAAGUGCCAAGCCAGCACCUCAGCCACCUGGUGUCAAGCAAACACCACCUCCCAAGCCCAGCCCUAGAACUGCACCUGAACAGAAGAGUGUCAAGAAACCAGAAAUAGCAAGAGUUAUUGCACCUUAUGUGGCAACGGGUACAGGCCAGUUAAGUCUUGAGACUGGCAAUCUGAUCAAUGUUAGGCAGAAAAGUCCAAGAGGAUGGUGGGAGGGAGAACUGCAGGUAAGAGGUCAAAAGAAAAGGAUUGGCUGGUUUCCCGCUAACUAUGUUAAACUUUUGGGUGCAUCAAGUGCGCGGUCAACUCCUGAGCCAUCUGUUGCUGCUUUAACUAUUGGUGCGCAGGGCAGUAGAUCAACUACACCACAAAGUACUGCAAGUCAAGAAGGAGUUGUUGGAGCAAAUCAAUCUGAAACAGUAGUUGCUCUGUAUGCCUACGCUGCUCAGAAUGAUGAUGAGCUGACAUUCCAAAAGGAUGCAGUGAUAACUGUUUUAAGUCGGGACAACCAGGACUGGUGGCAUGGUCAGUUGGAUGGCAAGACAGGAGUAUUUCCAUCGAACUAUGUCACAUACAACCCCCAGUCUCAAUCUUGGAUGAAUGACACUCAGGGAACUCUGUCAAAAGAUGAACGCAAGAGACAACACGCAAUACAAGAACUGAUUAACACCGAAGAAUCUUAUAAUUCAGACAUGCAAAUUGCACUUGAGGUGUUCAAAAAGCCAAUGCUUGCUGCCAAUACUAUUCCUAAAGAAUCUGUUAAUCAAAUUUUUAUAAACUGGGAAGAAUUAAUAGUCUGCAAUAAAAAGCUUUUACAAGCCUUAAGGGUCAGGAAAAAAAUGUGUGGUAAAAAUGGAGUUAUAGUCAGCAUUGGGGAUAUCCUUUGUGAAAGUCUUCCUCACAUGAAUCCUUACAUGCGUUUUUGUAGCUGCCAGCUUUCUGCUGCUGCCACUUUACAGAGAGUGGCUGAGUCUUCUCCAGCAUUCCAGGAAUUUCAUAAGGCUUGCAUGCAGAACCCCAAAGUGAAAGGUGUUCAUUUGAGUGGUUAUCUUCUCAAACCCAUGCAGCGAAUUACAAGAUAUCCAUUAUUGAUUGAAAAGAUUUUAUCCAGCACUCCACCUGACCAUGCUGACAGGGGUAAUUUGGAAGAGGCCUUGACCUUAGCACAGGAGCUGUGUAGUCAAGCUAAUCAGUGUGUGAAAGAAAAACAAAACUCUGACAGUCUGGAGUGGAUUCAGGCUCAUGUCCAUUGUGAUGGUUUAGCUGAAAAUAUCAUUUUUAAUUCUUUAACAAAUUGUAUGGGUCCAAGAAGACUUCUUUUCCAUGGAGUUUUGUAUAAGGUCAAAAGCAAUAAAGAGCUUGUUGGGUUUCUUUUCAAUGAUUUCUUGUUACUUGCACAAACAUCAAGACCACUUGGAAGUAGUUUUAGUACAGUGCAUUUGUUUGAUACCAACACACAAUUUAAAAUGUAUCGUUUGCCAAUAUUUUUAAAUGAAGUCACAGUCCAAAAAAACAGUGAUGAUUCUGAACCAUGCAGCUUUCGCAUUACCAGUGAUAGAAUUAUAAAUCUUAAAGCUGUUUCAUCAGUUGAAAGAGACACCUGGGUAAGGGAAAUUGAUGCAGCUUCCAAGCAAUACAAAGAUAAAGCCAUGAGAAAGUUAGAGAGAGCACAUUCUAUCCUGCGAGCAAAGCCUGUAGGGAGAGUACUGGUGGUGGUGGAAGAGGGUGUGGGCUUGAGGCCUGCCCUUGAUGCUGGCAAAAGUGAUCCUUACUGUGAGGUCAGCAUGGGUUCUCAAGAACACAGGACAAAAGUUAUUCCUGGAACUCUGAAUCCUCGAUGGAAUGCUUCUAUGCAAUUUCUUAUAAGGGAUGUUGAUAGGGAUACUCUUUGUUUUACUGUUUAUGAUAGGGAUCUCUACUCACCGAAUGAUUUCUUGGGUCGUACAGAAGUUAGGAUAAAAGAUGUCCUUGAAAGUGGAGAACGCAGAGGACCAAUAACCAAGAGAUUAAUAUUACAUGAAGUUGAAACCGGAGAAAUCAUUGUAAAGUUAGAUCUGCAGCUAUAUGAAUCAUCAUAGAAUUUCAUUAUUUUUGUGUUGUUCAUUAGGACAACACAUAAAUCAUUCCCUUUUAUGUUUGUUGCAUGUUACAUUGCAUGUAAACUAUAUAAUGUAGUUUAAGAUAUAUUAGUCAUUUUAAAGAAAUUUAUCUAUUUAUCUACCAUCAGUAUUUAACACUAAUUUUAACACUAUAAUUUAAAGAAACAAGAUAUUUUAAAUCUGCACACAUUUCCAAAUAUCUGCUCCUCUUUCGCCCCCCUAAAGAGAGCAUGUGACUCCUGGCUUAGUAUUUUAUAUUUAUGUACAUCUCUAAUAAAUUAAAUCAGCCAUAUAUAAUUAAUUUUGCUAACAAUUUUUUAUUUAAAAACAUAUUCUAGUAAUUCCGUUUUUUUUUUUUUAAAUAAAACUUACAUAAUUUUAGCCAAUUUCCCAAAUCAUAAUUUCUAAAUUAGCUAAUCAGAAUUACUGUGUUUGAAGGUGAUUAACUUUAGAUUGGUUUUUUACUUUAUGUAUAAGUUUAAUUUUCAGAUUGACUAAAAAAACUACUCUUCACUUCACAACAGACUCCUAAACUAAAAUUAAUAUGGAAAUUUAAAAAUCUUAUCAAGUAUACCAAAGUAUACCUAUGCUUACAU
Physella acuta is the source of this 6653-nucleotide messenger RNA. Its product is annotated as intersectin-1. The record is from RefSeq and is a predicted model, not a curated record. Gene Ontology annotation, molecular function: protein binding; calcium ion binding; guanyl-nucleotide exchange factor activity. Lineage: Eukaryota; Metazoa; Mollusca; Gastropoda; Physidae. Gene Ontology annotation, biological process: positive regulation of Rho protein signal transduction.